AUGGCUCCACGUCUAAAGAGGGAGGAAGACCCCUCAAAUGACAAGUUCGGCAACCGAUUCGGAUGGUCGAAGAGUAAUAGCGGUAAAUUCGGCGAAGUUGACAAGAAGGGGAAAACGCGACUGUCUUCUGAGGGCGAUAGUCAGUCCGACGAUACCAAGAGCUCGAACUCGGGCUCGAAUUCGGACAGCAGCAAAAGUUCGGGAUCCUCAAACGGUUCCGACAGCAAUAGAUCGUCGUCUUCCAAUAGUUUCCCCAACAACAGCUUCGGCGGCGGCAACAGUGGCGGGAGCAGCGUCGAAAGCAAUGGAUCAGGGAUUGACAACAGCCCCAUAAUCAGCACUCCUGCUGCCGACACUCCGUCUAGUUCUUCGGAUACAACCUCGACGUCAUCCCCAGCUCCCACCUCUAGCAAAUUCGGCAACCCAUCACAGGCGAAAACCCCGCAAUGCUUCUCGUGUAUUGCUGACAACGAUGCCAGAGUGCUGUAUUCAGGUCCGUGGACAUUGAACAGUGCCAACUUUUCCACUAGUCACAGUACGACGACACCUGGAUCUUCACUGUCGUUGGUAUUUAACGGAACAGGGAUUGUUGUUUUCGGUACUGUACCACCGAGUAACAGCACGCAUCCGCCUCCGAGCGCAUCAUAUACCAUUGAUGCCGACCCUCCCUUCACCACCAACGAACCUCUGGCCACUGAAACGAUCCGCUUCCAGCCACUGUUCAAAGUUUCCUCCCUUUCCGCCUCAGAACACCGAAUAUUCAUAAAUGUGACCGGCGCGGAAACUCCUUAUACUAUUGACUCGUUUUUCAUCGUACCUGGUCCUUCUGCUGCAGGGCUAGCGGACGCUAAAGACGGUGCGGGUCCGACGGUUUCAUCAGAUCCUACCCCAAGCACGCCCAAUGCACCAUCAAUUCCCUCGUCAUCCGACCUCCCCCCUGCCAACUCUCACAAUACAGCCCAACGGCGUCGGCGACGUCGUAGGCAAGGAAACCCAUCAGGAAUGGCUUGGUUCGACAAAUAUACUCGACAGCACACGGUGCCUGCGCCCACUAUCUUCACUUCGACCGAAUCGAUCAUGCAGGCCACGCCGAGCAGUUUAUGGUCGACUUUUUCGAGAAGCGACAGACAGAGUCUCGCUACUUUUUCUCCCAAAAUUGUCCCUAAGGUUAGGGACCCGCCUCCGCUCCCACCCAAGCCGCGAACGCGGCUAUCUCUUCCUAUUAUUGGUGUGGAUCACCAGAUACCUUAG
This is a messenger RNA of Pleurotus ostreatus (oyster mushroom), 1251 nucleotides long. RefSeq lists its product as uncharacterized. The coding region runs from base 1 to 1251 and encodes 416 amino acids. NCBI's taxonomy places the organism in Eukaryota, Fungi, Basidiomycota, Agaricomycetes, Agaricales, Pleurotaceae. The record is from RefSeq and is a predicted model, not a curated record. The transcript is spliced from 4 exons.